This is a messenger RNA of Colletotrichum truncatum, 3168 nucleotides long. RefSeq names its product glycerophosphodiester phosphodiesterase gde1. NCBI's taxonomy places the organism in Eukaryota, Fungi, Ascomycota, Sordariomycetes, Glomerellales, Glomerellaceae. Gene Ontology annotation, molecular function: protein binding; glycerophosphocholine phosphodiesterase activity. The record is from RefSeq and is a predicted model, not a curated record. Gene Ontology annotation, biological process: glycerophospholipid catabolic process.
AUGGGCGCCUUGUAUGAGAUGCGCGUGCAGCUGCGCAAUCUCAACUGGUUCGCCGAGAUCAACCGUCGGGGCUUCGUAAAGAUCACCAAGAAGCUCGAUAAGAAGCUCCCCGAGACCGCCUCCCAGCACCGCUACAUCUCGACAAAGGUCGACCCUCUGCCCUUCGCCAAAGACACGACGAGCACACGCCUCCUCACCGAGAUUAACAAAUGGAUUUCCGCUCUGGGCGACGCCCGGAAUGUUGAUGACUCCAGGUCUGACAGGUCAGUGCGGUCGCUUGGUCGCGCCUCCUCCAAGGCCAUGUUAACCCUAUCGCAAAACUUACUCGACACUCUGGACCAAGCCAUUCGCAACGACAAUGUCGAGUCCUUGAAGGCUGGUUUGCAGGAGGGCAAUGUAACUGGUGAACAGACCUCUCACAGCUUGCUCCUGAACUUGUUGCAGCGUUCCAUCGCCGCCCGAUCCAAGGCCAGCAUUGCCUAUCUUCUGGAUCAGUUACCUUCGAUUAAUGAGCCCGACGACAUCAACGAGCGCAACUGCAUUCAUCGACUGGUCAUCCACAUCGGCCGUACCAAGUCCAACGGGCCUGACAAUGAGCCAAGGUCGUACCCCUUCCCUAUCGGUACUCAGUUCACAUCUCACGACCUUCAGCCUGCCGUCUCACAGGCAGUCACCCCUCGUGCACUCAAUGAGAACGAGACUAAGCUUCUCGGGAAGGACGAUGAGGCGGUUCAGAUUCUAAUGUAUUUGCUCGACUCCCUGAAGCCUGAACAGAGAGAGGCGCUCAGCAGCAGAGACUCCUUCGGCCGACUGCCGCUGCACUAUGCAGCUCGCUUCGGCUUCGUCGUUGUCUGCCAGAUUAUCAUGGCCAAGAUGCAAGAGUGGGGUCAGUUCAAUGUCGAGAACGGCAUUGACGCCCCCGAGUGGCAGGACAACGACGGCUAUGCUCCGCUGCACUUGAGUGUUGUGGGCGGUCACCCCUUGACUACCCAGGCUCUGCUUCAGGGUGAGAACUGGCAGGGUGUCAGCGUCAAGAAGGCCGAAAUGAGGAGAACGGUGUCAAAGUCUGGUGCUGUUCUUGCCAUGGCCACCAAGUCCAACUACAAGGUCAUCGUAGAGAUGCUUGUUCAGGCUGGUGUGGAUAUCAACUGGCAAGAUAAAACGGGCGAAACCGCUCUGCAUCUCGCCGCACGCUUCGGCCACGAUGAGAUUGCCAAGGUGCUGUUGAAGGGCACCGACGAGCAGAAGGCCGACCUGGAGAUCACCGAGAACUCAUAUGCGUGGACCCCUCUUCACGUUGCGGCUGUCGACGGCCACCUUUCCGUGGCUCAGCUCCUCGUUGAUGCUGGAGCCGAAGUAGCCAAGGCCGAUUCAUCUGGCUGGACUGCCAAAGAGCACGCUGCUCUGCGUGGUCACUUGGAUAUUGCCAGGCUUCUUGCUGCCCAGCCAGAUGCCGACCUUGCUCGGACCACAAAGGACCUCAAGGUUUCUGGCGAAAGCUCUCGUUCUUCAUCCCCCGAGAACAACACCUCCCUCGAUGGCCGCAAAUCGAACGGCGCAGCUCGCCCUCUCGAACCCGUCAAGACCUUUGGACAUCGCUACCUUACCGACAAGAGCAUGGUUUUGGUUAGUCUUGGAUCGAUGGACAUGCGGAAGAACAUUGAGGCAGUCAAGCUUGACCGCGUGCCCCUGACAGAGGCCCACUUGACGGAGCUCGACACGGCUCUGUCUAUUGUGGUCUCGGCUACUGGUGCUCAGGGUGAGCCCACCAUCGUUGAUCUGCCUGUCCACGAGAACGUCUCGACCGAGCCAAUUGUGUUCACCGCUGCAGACCCUUCGCAGGUGAAGAUCAUGUUCGACAUUGUUCCUACUUACUCUGGAAACGAGAAGAACAAGAUCGGACGUGGUGUGGCCCUCCUCUCAUCCAUCAAGCCCACAAUUGGUGCCAAGCGGAUGAACCUUCAGGGUGAUGUCUGCGUGCCCAUUCUGGCCAGUAACUUGGACGUCAUUGGCACCGUCAACUUCAACUUCCUAGUAGUCACACCAUUCUCCCACCCCAACAUGGAGAUCAACUCUCAGCAGACUUACUGGAAGAAACUGGCUACAACAAUGGUCAUUGGCCACCGCGGCAUGGGUAAGAACCUGACGAGCAACAAGUCUCUCCAGCUAGGAGAGAACACGGUGCCUUCUUUCAUUGCAGCUGCCAACCUGGGCGCCCAAUACGUCGAGUUUGAUGUCCAGCUCACCAAGGACCACGUCCCGGUUAUUUAUCACGACUUCCUCGUCAGCGAGACAGGUAUCGACGCACCAGUUCACACGCUCACACUCGAGCAAUUUUUGCACAUCAAUCCUGACUCAAAGCGCACGAACGGCGUGAAUGCCGUCAAUGAUCAAAUCGAGAGGGUUCGCAACAAUGCUCCGGGCCCCAGACAACGGUCUUUGUCUAUGGGGUAUGCGGGUGACUCACUCCUCAACGGUGACCUCGACGAGCGCAUGAAGCAUACGCGCGACUUCAAGAGCAAGGGCUACAAGGCCAACUCACGCGGCAACUUCAUCCAGGCUCCCUUUGCCACCCUCGAGGACCUGUUCCGCCAGCUCCCCGAGCAUAUCGGCUUCAAUAUCGAAAUGAAGUACCCCAUGCUCCACGAGAGCGAGGAGCAGGAGAUGGACACCUAUGCUGUCGAGCUCAACUCUUUCUGCGACACCGUGCUGUCCAAGGUCUACGACCUCGCUGGCAACAGACACAUCAUCUUCAGCUCCUUCAACCCUGAUAUCUGCCUGUGUCUCAGCUUCAAGCAGCCGUCUAUCCCCAUUAUGUUCCUGACGGACGCGGGCACUUCUCCCGUCGGCGACAUUCGAGCGUCCUCCCUCCAGGAGGCCAUUCGUUUCGCCAGCCGCUGGAACCUGAUUGGUAUCGUCAGCGCCGCGGAGCCGCUCAUCAACAGCCCCAGAUUAGUUAGAGUCGUCAAGGAGAGUGGUCUCCUCUGUGUCAGUUACGGAGCGCUGAACAACAAUCCCAUUAUGGUUCAACGCCAAGUGAAGGAGGGUAUAGAUGCAGUUAUUGUAGACAACGUGCUCGCCAUCAGAAAGGGACUCACCACCACGGAGGGGUCCCAGGCCUCGAAGGACGACGCACUAGAGGAGACAUCGGAAGGUGACUCUUCCUAG